Messenger RNA from Humulus lupulus (European hop), 1616 nucleotides. Its product is annotated as peter Pan-like protein. Lineage: Eukaryota; Viridiplantae; Streptophyta; Magnoliopsida; Rosales; Cannabaceae. The transcript has 8 exons. Gene Ontology annotation, molecular function: rRNA binding. The record is from RefSeq and is a predicted model, not a curated record. Gene Ontology annotation, cellular component: preribosome, large subunit precursor. Gene Ontology annotation, biological process: ribosomal large subunit assembly; rRNA processing. Bases 223 to 1269 code for a protein of 348 amino acids.
AAAACCUAAACGUUCGAGUUUUGUCACUCUCUCACGGAGCCGCCUUUUGCCCGAGUCUCUGAGUCGCUGCUCGUCCUCUCAGUGGCGGACCGAAUCUUUCUGCUCCGGCGUAGCUCCUCAAGCUCGAGGUUCUUCGACGGCAGCUUCUCUUCUCUGCUUUCUCUCAACGGCCUUUGAUUGAGGUUGAUAUUGAAGUUCAGGAGCUUCACUAUUCAUCAAGUUAUGGCUCGUUUUGGAAGUAAAAAGAGAAAGGGGUUUGUGAAGCCCAUUGUGAAGAAGAAUCAGGCUACUGUGGAUCAUAUCACAGGGGAUAAGAUUCCGAAGAGCUUUGUUUUUGCUAGAGGUAAAUUGCCCGGUCCUCUCAGGCAACUUCAAAUGGAUUUGAGAAAGCUCAUGCUUCCCUAUACCGCUCUCAAACUUCGGGAGAAGAAACGGAAUAAUCUCAAGGACUUUUUAAAUGUUGCUGGGCCAAUGGGUGUUACACAUUUUCUCAUAUUGUCAAAAACUCCAUCUGCACCUUACUUAAGGGUUGCAAGAACCCCACAAGGCCCAACUCUUACAUUUAAGAUACAAGAAUACUCUUUGGCAGUUGAUGUUGCUAAAUCUCAAUUGCGGCCUAGAUGUCCUCAAGAUCUAUUCACUAAUCCUCCUUUGAUUGUUCUUUCUGGUUUUGGCACUGGAGAACAGCAUCUAAAACUUACAACUAUUAUGUUUCAAAACAUCUUUCCAGCUAUUGAUAUUAACACCGUCAAACUUGCUUCCUGCCAGAGAAUUGUGUUGCUCAAUUACAACAAAGACACUAAACUCGUUGACUUUCGGCAUUAUUCCAUUAGGUUGCAGCCUGUUGGUGUCUCCCGUAGAAUUAGAAAAUUUGUGCAGAACCAUCACGUCCCUGAUCUUAGAAAUCUUCAAGACGUUAGUGACUUUAUUACAAAGGCCAAUUAUGGAUCAGAUAGUGAAGGAGACGAUGAAGCAGCAACAGUAACUCUGGCUACUGAUCUUAGUAGGGUUAAUCGUGCUUCCACUAAAAGUGCCAUCAAGCUUCAAGAGAUUGGACCAAGAAUGACUCUUCAACUCAUGAAGAUCGAGGAAGGAUUGUGUUCUGGAGGAACUAUCUUCAGUGAAUAUGGAGAUGGUGAUGGCAAGAAAAAGCAAAAGGCCAAAAAAGAAGAAAGUGAAGAUGACGAUGAGGAGGCGGGUGAAGAAGAUGAGCAAGAAGAAGAAGAAGAAGAGAGCGAAGAAGAAUUUGCUGAUGUCGAGGAAGACUAAAGUCUUAGAUAUCAUAAUGGGGAGCAGUCAUUCUCCAUUCUUAUAAAGGGGCGAUACCAAAAUUUUUGAGUGUUGGCUAGACUCAAGAGGAGUUUAGGUAGAAAUGUAAAGCGACCAUCUACACAGACGGUAUCGCCCAUUACCCUGUAUUGUUUAAUGUUUUUUUGUUCAAGUUAAGGAAGCUCGAGUGUUUUUAUCCGGAAACUUUAUCCACUUCUGCUUUCAAUAAUUUUUGGGGGCAAACGGGCAAAUGGGGGAAAAGAUGAAAGAACAAAUAUAUGCCAUCUGACUUUAUGUAGGUGAUUCACACUGAACUUAUAAAAGAUUAUAACGAGACUUGUUGCAAA